Messenger RNA from Plutella xylostella (diamondback moth), 5210 nucleotides. The record is from RefSeq and is a predicted model, not a curated record. NCBI's taxonomy places the organism in Eukaryota, Metazoa, Arthropoda, Insecta, Lepidoptera, Plutellidae.
UCUGGCAACACUCACAACAAUUUUCGACGCAGCAUUGGUGUUCAGAAUUUUGGAUUUUCCUUGAUUUAACCGAAAUAAUUUGAAAAAAAUGGUGACAGCAUGAUUUAAAUUGAUUAACAAGAAUAGAUAUCUACAAAGUUUAAAUCAAUUGAAUUUCAAUAUUAUUACAUUGUGAAGUGAUUGAUUUGACUGUUGUAGUGAAACAAAUUUGAAACGUUCCAGUCUGAAGUGGGUAGCUAACAGCUCGAUAUAACUGUCAAUCUGGGUGUAGAAAUUUAUUUGUAAUUUUCACCGGUUCUCAUGUGUAAUUUCUGAAAGUGUUAGACCAAUUCUUACAAACGUGCGUUGUGGAAUAAUGUUCAAUUGUGUACCUGGUGCGUAGGAUUGUGCAAAAAUGGAUGACGGCACUAUAAAGAUCCAGGCCGGAAUAAAUAUCAACAUCAAAAGAACAGAUGGACGCGUCCACUCGGCCAUCGUCUCCGGGGUGAACCUGGAGAGCCGCUCGGUGACGGUGGAAUGGUACGAGCGCGGCGAGACCAAGGGCAAGGAGGUGGAGAUCGAUGCCAUCCUCGCGCUGAACCCCGAGCUGGUGGUGCCGCCCGCGCGUCCCACGCCGCACCUGCAGCCCAUGCCUAACAAGCUGGCCCGGGAUCCGUCGGGGUCGUCGUCGGACGACGGGUGCGCGCGCGACGCGGACGACGCCGCCGCGGGGACCACGCUGCCCGGCCGCGGCUCCAGAUCGGACAUGACGCGGCAAUCCAUACCAGUGGCGACUAAAGCACCACCUCGCGUGACGCGCAACAACCAGAUGCGGCUAUCCAAUGUGGGCGGGGCGUACAUGAAUGGGCACGCGGGGGACACGACGGGGAGGCGGGGGGCGGAGAAUGUGCCGCCCGCGCAGCCGCCGCCGCCGGUGGCCAAUAGCAGGGUCACGCAGCAGUUCAACGCGUCAAGCGUGGGCGGCGGCGCGGCGUCGGCGCGGACGGCGGCGGCCUCCAGCACAGUCUCAGUGCCACACACCGUGGCUUCAGGGGCUGUGAGGCGGUCCAACGUGGUGAAGGAGGUCGAGAGACUCAAGGAAAAUAGGGAGAAGAGGCGGCAACGGCAGGCCGAGUUGAAGGAGGAAAAGGAGGCGCUAAUGAACAUGGACCCCGGCAACCCCAACUGGGAGUUCCUGGCGAUGAUCAGAGAGUACACGAUGUCUCUGGACUUCCGUCCGCUGACGGGCAACGAGCCGGUCGAGGACCACCAGAUCACCGUGUGUGUGAGAAAGAGGCCGCUGAAUAAGAAGGAGUUGAAUAGGAAGGAGGUGGACGUGAUCAGCGUGCCGUCCAAGGACCAGAUGAUCGUGCACGAGCCCAAGAACAAGGUGGACCUCACCAAGUUCCUCGAGAACCAGAAGUUCCGCUUCGACUACGCGUUCGACGACUCGUGCACGAACGAGAUUGUCUACAAAUACACGGCCAAGCCAUUGGUGCAGACGAUCUUCGAGGGCGGCAUGGCCACGUGCUUCGCGUACGGACAGACCGGCUCCGGCAAGACGCACACCAUGGGCGGGGACUUCCAGGGUAAGACACAAGACUGCAAGAAGGGCAUCUACGCGAUGGCGGCGCGCGACGUGUUCGCGUACCUCAAGUCGCCCAAGUACCGCCCGCUCAACCUCAUCGUGUCCGCCUCCUUCUUCGAAAUAUACUCGGGGAAGGUGUUCGACCUGCUAGCGGACAAGGCAAAACUCCGAGUGUUGGAAGACGGCAAGCAGCAGGUGCAGAUAGUGGGGCUCACGGAGAAGGUGGUGGACAACACGGACGAGGUGCUGAAGCUCAUCCAGCACGGCAACGCCGCCAGGACCUCGGGCCAGACGUCAGCGAACUCGAACUCGUCGCGCUCGCACGCCGUGUUCCAGAUCGUGGUGCGCUCGCCGGGCAUGCACCGCGUGCACGGCAAGUUCUCGCUCAUCGACCUCGCGGGCAACGAGCGCGGCGCAGACACCUCCUCCGCCAACCGCCAGACAAGAAUGGAAGGCGCAGAGAUCAACAAGUCCCUCCUAGCUCUCAAAGAGUGCAUCCGCGCCCUAGGGAUGAAAGGCAGCCAUCUCCCCUUCCGCGCGUCCAAGCUGACACAAGUACUGCGGGACUCGUUCAUCGGGGACAAGAGCCGCACCUGCAUGAUCGCCAUGAUAUCUCCUGCUAUGAGCUCUUGUGAACAUUCGUUGAACACGCUCCGAUAUGCUGACAGAGUAAAGGAGCUAGGCACGGAGUCAGGGUCACGCGGGCGCGCCGAGUCCCCUCAAGCUGAUGUGGAGAUGGAGCCCGCACAGGACGACUUAGCACAACUGCGGUCACUUAAUGAAGGCGACAUGUCAGCCGAGAUGUACACGUUCCACGAGGCCAUCUCCGAGCUGCAACGAGCUGAAGACGAAGUGCUCGACAACCACAAGGCCAUCGUGGACUACCUCGCGCACGCGCUGCAACGCACCUCCGCGCUGCUGCAGCUCACUAGAGACGUGGACUACGACCAGGACGCGUACGCGACGCAAUGGGAGGAACUCCUGAACGAACAGCUAGCGGUGAUGGCGCAGUCACGUGACCUCGUGGCCGAGUUCAGACAGAAGAUGCAACAGGAAGAGCAUAUCUCACGCCGUAUGCAACCGCCACGGCACUAGCUAUUGUCAAGCUCAUACCCCUGUGCUAAGGACCUCGUGUAAGGUGUGAAGUUAGCUGCAGAUGUCGGUAUUUUUAUUUUUUCAAGCAGCAGUUUUUGUACGAAACUCGCCAGUCCGCUUGCUUUCUAGUGCCGCGGUGUUACUGUAAAAUAAUUUCCGAUGUUAGUUUUGGAUUUAUUUUCAAAGCGUCAUUGCACAUAUUUUCAGUUUAGGGAUGGUAGCGCGCAGUUUGCAGCUAACUUCAGACUAGUUUAGGAUGUAUGGCCCUCAGUUGGAAGCGAUGGUUUGUGUGCUGAUUUUGUUAUUACCCUACUAAGUACCGCGUCAAAUGCCAGCUGUAAUGUUUGUUGGGUGAAGAUGGCAUGAAGGAAUGAACAAUUUGUUGGCAAAGCUGAAUGUAUCAGUAUACAAACUUGUGUGUUGUAGAUUUAAGAUUGCGCCUGGCAAUAUCGCGGCGGCAUUUGUUAACUAGUUGUGACGUCACAACUGUCACACCUGAUAAAAUCAUUUCGUUAACAUUUUAACAGUCAAUUAAAUAUGUAACCGGUAUAUACGUUUAGUUUGUAGCUGGACUACUGUUGUAAAGCUCGUGGAUAAAGAAACAAAUUGUGAAAAAACGGACGGACUCGUGCUAUCUCGUUCUAACCAUACGUCUGUUAAUGUUAAUACAUCUUUCUUCUCUCACUUAAAAACGGCUGUAAUUUCCAUAUUGUUUCUUUAUUCACUGGCGUUAUACCGAACUUUACUGUUGACGUGGCAGUUGUGACAUAAGUAACGCCUUGUUUUGGAAAUGAUAGACUGGCGAGAGGAGGAGCUUUUGAAGCACAAAUGUUGUCCCGGCGGAGUGAAGCCUACAGGGAGACUGCAUGAACAUUUAAUGUAUAGAUAGCCUUCAUUCACAGAUGAUUGUGUCGUCGAAUGAUGGCAAAACAUACCUAACUAACGAUCUGUGUAAAUUUUUGCCUAGACCUAAACGUCGUUGGGUGUGCUAAGUUAAUUUAUAUAGGAACAUUAUUACUCUUGAUUUACCCUACUCAAUGUAAGAGACUUUCUGUUUUCACGAUGCAUUUAACCUGCUAGAGGCCUACUGCUGACUUGUAGAUAUUGCGGGAUCGGAGAGUACAAAGAUGAUUGCUGACCUCGACUUUACACAGAAUAGGAUAUUGAAUGUUAUUGUUUUGAUUAGAGUAACGAAAGAAUAAUAUUUUUCAAACAUGCUGUGAGAAGUUCUACUUUCUUUUUGAACACAAAUAUAUACAAUAUAAAGCACCCGCUCCAUCCAUUUAUGAUCGUUUAAGAAUUGUUGUAUUUGAAUUUGUACUUCCAUAACGUUAUUAACAUAUCUUUUGCCUUAUAUUACGUCGCUUGUUGUAAUUGUAACCGUUUUUGGAAUGGACCUAUAGUUGUAUCGAAAAUGUCCCGGAGUGUGUGACGUUCAUUCCAUUUCGAGAUUAUUUAGAGAUUUAUUCGAUAGAUCUGUUUUGAUUUUGAGAUCUCGAGAAGAGAGUUUAACUUGUAUAGAAAAGAGAGCUGGGGAUUGUUGGAUAGUUGUUCCUGAGGCGAAUCCAAGUUGGAGUUAGUUCCAAAAUAACACCUUAUUUGAUUAAAUAUGAUUGCGAUGUAUGCUGUGACGGAUUUUCAACUUGGAAGGUCUCACGACUUGUGUGUUUUGGUUAAGCAGCGUUUGUAAUCGACACGAUUGAUUUUAAAUGUAUUUUGAUGUGUUACGUUUGUAAGAGCCAGCUCUCUAAUGUGACUAGCGAACUCGUCUAUAGACGAAACUAGCUCGACUGUAGAUAGAUUUAACAUUUUUUUAUUAACCUAGCGGUCAAAGACUACACAUGAGCCCUACAAGCUCUAUGUCUACCUACUUAUUUUGUAUCGGCUCACUUCUAAAUUCUUUCUAAACUGAGUUCACCACACAUAAAAAUCGUAAAACUAUGUAACUAUUAUUUUUUUUGUUAAUAAAAAUAGAAUAAAACGAAAACUAGCUAUGAUUGUAUUUUAAGUUUUUCAAGUCAAUAUUAUUUAAUAUUUGGAAGUAUUUAUUAGGUUGUAUUGAUGCAUUGAUGUAGCUUAAUUCAGUUCCGAGAGCUCACUUCUAUACGGAAGCGUGACUACUCGGACGAUCAAAUUGUAACGUGAAUCAACUGCCUACUUACAGCAUUAUUAAACUUUGGAAUUAAUCCUUGCUUACUUUCAUUACUCGGUGCUAGACAGAAAACUCGCUUAGCAUGAAACAUUUAUACAAAUUUAGUUUAAUCCAGCGGCUACUUGAAACGAAGAUAUUUAGUUAGCGGUUGUUUGAUAAUAUUUCGCUCUGUAUCAGAGUGUUGAGGCGAGCGGGGCGACCUCUCAUUAUGUUGUAUUGAUGUAUUAUUAUUAUGGAGACUGUGAACUCUUGGCCUGAAUGAUUCGUUUUUGUAUAGAGUUGCCGCGAAACGGACGAGCGUCGGAGCGGAGCGCCCGCCCCACUUGUCUAGUGAAAAUGCUUUAUUAUAAUAAACAUAUUUUAACAUCGCACAUUAUAAUAAAUUAAUCGAAUGGA